AUGACUCCCAUGGCCUUGAGAUUAAUUGCACUGCUGGUCCUCGCGACUCAGUCUCUAUCACAUACAUCCAACUACCAGACAGUCAACAUCUUUCACCAUAUCCCCUCUGACGUCGACCAAUGUAUCCGACCAUGUCUCUUCCGCCCCGACAACGCAAACGCAGACGUUGGCAGCGCUCUAAACUGCGGCGCACCAUACCGACGGGAAUGCUACUGCGCGACCGAUAGCGAUGACAUGAAAGCAGUGAGCAAGCACAUCGACAGCUGCGCACAGGCGAGUUGCUCAAAUGGGCAAGAGUCGCAGGAUGCCGAGACCAUGAGGCAUUACUAUGCUUCUUACUGUAUGGUGCAUAGCUACUCAGAGAUGGAGGAAUGGUAUACAGGUACCGUGGCGACAGACACAGCUACCCCAAGAGAUAUGUGGGGUUGGCCUGGGACAGGGACAAGAACGAGUAAUAUUCUUUUUCCUGACACGACGCGUCCAUCUUGGGCGAGACCGAGAACGUCAGAUGUUAUCCCUAGCGCGACAGAUCCAGCUCCAUCCGAUGACGAGGAUAAUGAUGGCGCAUGUUUGGCGAACUUCAAGCUACUGUAUGUGGGGAUGCCAGUACUCGUAGCUCUUUCUCAGUGGAUUUAA
Molecule: messenger RNA, 636 nt
Organism: Fusarium musae
Lineage: Eukaryota; Fungi; Ascomycota; Sordariomycetes; Hypocreales; Nectriaceae
Exons: 1
Coding region: 1-636 (211 amino acids)
Source: RefSeq, a predicted model, not a curated record